AUGUCAACGCGUCAAAAGUCCUUCUUUGAUCAGAAACCACGGCCAAAGCAUUUUAACCAAUGGCCGGGCCGUCCACGCAAUCACACUGCCGACCAGCAUAACACCGCUGCACCCCACCAAGUCGUCUCCGGACCACCUAUCAUGCCCUCGAGCCAGACUCGGACGAAGCUCAAGAAGUUCCAGUUCAUCGAGGGCGCACCUGCUCCGAAUACCAUGGGACGAAAAGACGCAGAAAAAGAAAACACAGUCGCGAGGAAGGAAGCCAAGUCACCGACUAAGAAGAGAAGGGUUGACUCUCACCAAUCCACCAACACAGAGGCUGCCGAGAAGACUGCACAAACACCGAAACCGGCGAACACGAAGUCAUGUCCACCUCCAUCGACGCCUGGGACUAGGAUUCCACUCGCCGAGCUCGUCGGUAACGUUGACGAUUCGAGUCGCCAUGUUGUCAAGACUGUAGUGUCGCCAGAGGAACAACUAUGCUGGCGUGGAUCGCAGCAGAUAAACACACCUCUUCCGCGAAAACGAAAGCGCGCACGAAGCUCCUCACCCGUGGCGCCUUCUCCCGAAGAUGCACAGGUACAACAGCAGGAUGCGAGACAGCUCACAACCCCUCAGGCCAAUCCUGCGACAGAAUUAUGGAAUCAGUACACGAACAACAAGGGAACACCAGGCGGCGCAAAAGGCAUAGCGUUCGCGCAUCUAAUUAGCGAAGCCUCGCCACGCUCUUCUGCGACAGCUGGGAGCGUGAGUGGUCUUCGGAGGUGGGCCAGCUGCGGUGUUGAAUUUCCAGCAUCUACAAAGAAAAGGAGAAGAACGCAGGCAGCGAUUGGAGUUUUCAAGGAAAAGACCGAGGAUCUGUCUGAUCAGCCAAGCUCCGAUGGAAACUUUCAAGCGCCACCGCGGGGAAAAACCAACCUGGCAGAAAUGCUCGAAAAGAUGCGCGAAUCAAUGGCGAAGCCGGUCCCGAGAGAUUCACAAGCUCCAUCUAGCUCAUCACCGUUGCCCGCGGCCGAGCGCCAGGAUGUUCCGACUGAUUCACCCUUGCGACAUCGCGGACGAGCGGACUUUGAGGAUGGGGAGAGUUCCGCGACUGUGAUUGAAGAAGCUGCGCCUGUUGGAAAGGGAGAGGACGAGGAAGACGAGUACGGGUCUCGUAGAACCUCGGGCUCUUCCGAUGAGUUCGGUGACGUCGACUUUGAUGAUGACAUGGUAGAUGCGCUCGAAAUAUCUGGCCGCACUGCUACCGUCCCGGAAACCCAUAUUCACUCACCAGACAUGGGACAAGCCGUUUCGAAUUCAGCUCCACGUGAGCCUUCCGAGCCUCCUGUGUUGGAAGCGGCGGAAAGCGAUGACGAAUUUGGACUAGAUGAAGACGUGUUUGCGGAAGAUCUUGAGCAUGUAGCAUCGCUUUACGAUGCCAGGGCUGAGUGUACACCGGAGCGGCAGUCAUUAGGUGUCGACGCAACAGAGAACAGGCACACGGCAAAAGGAGCUCCAUCCGUACUUGCUCCUCCUGUCAUUGAUCUAAUCGACGACGAUGACGAUGAUGAUUUUGGCGAUGACAUAGAUGCUGAUGAAUUUGCUGCAGCUGAGGUUGCAGCAACCCAAGCACCCGCCACAGAUAGUGCACAGGACGCUAGAGCUAUUCAGCGCUACCUCAUAAAGCGAGUAGACGAGGCCCACUACAUGACUGACAAGGGGUAUCAAAUGCCAGAGAAGGUUCUGUUAGUAGAGGACGAGAAGACAAAGCUAUUCAAAGCCAUCACCCUUCGACAAGCCUGGUACGAUACACCGUGUACCCCGGGUUCCUUCGUCCACGUCAUCGGAGAGUUCUCUAAGACGGGGCAAUGCAUCAUCGACGAUCACCACAACAUGCUCAUACUUCAUCCUGACCAUCUGAUCUCGGCGACGGUUGUUGCAGACUCGUUUGGAUGUCUACGACGAGCUGUCCUGCAAGACCGGGUCAAGGCGACAAGCAGAGCCAAUGCUCCCAUGCUAUACGGCACCCUUCUCCAUGAGCUUUUCCAAGAAGCCUUAAAAGCCAACCAGUGGGACAUCGACUUCCUUCUGGAGACCGUCGACAAGCUCAUUCCCAGCAAAUUCGAAACGAUCCUCGAGAUCAAUUCGAACUGCGAAGAGGUGAAAGAGCAUAUCAGCAGCAAGUUGCCAGAAUUACAGUCCUGGGCUAAGAUCUUUGUCCGCGCCAAACCAAGAGCGGAUGCCAUCGUACGAGAACGGAAUGGAAGGCAGUCAGUCAUGAGCAUCAACAAGUUGCUUGACGUCGAGGAACAUGUCUGGUCGCCGAUGUACGGCCUUAAAGGCAACAUUGAUGCUACGGUCCAAGUGACCAUGCAGGAUGACCAAGGCGAACGCACCCUCACAGUCCCUUUUGAAGUCAAGACCGGCAAAAAUUCUUCGAACGCUGCGCACGUCGCACAAACAGCUUUGUAUAACCUGUUGUUGUCUAACCGCUAUGACGUUGAUAUUGCAUACGGUAUUUUGUAUUACCUUGAGACUUCGGAUACCAGCCGUAUUCCCGCUAUACGUAACGACAUUAUCCACAUGAUCAUCAAGCGCAACGAGCUGGCCUGCUUUGUCCGAGAUCGUAUCGAGCUACCGGAAAUACUGAAGGAGGACCACAAAUGCGGCAAGUGCUAUGCUCAAGAAGCAUGUUUCCUGUACCACAAGCUUGUCGAAGAUGGACAGGGCGAGCGACUGAACAAGAAGGCAAAAGAGCGUUACGAUGAGCUUGUGAAAGAUCUAAAGCCUUCUGACCAGGAGUUCAUGAAGAAGUGGGACGAAUUGCUCACCAAGGAAGAAUCCGAUAUGAUGAAAUUCAGAAGAGAGCUCUGGACCAUGUUGAGUACCGAGCGAGAGAAACUUGGAAGAUGCUUCUCCAAUGUCAUACUGGAGCCCGGGUCAGGCCUUGAAGAGAAGAAUGGGCAGAAGAUCAAUCGCUACACCUACACUUUCGUCAAACAACAGCCGAAGCCGGGCUUUUCUUUCACAGAGUCCCAGCUCAUCAUUGGUGAGCCUGUUGUCGUAUCCGACGAGCGAGGCCACUUUGCAUUAGCUAACGGCUAUGUCACAAACGUGCGAAAGCGUCGCAUCACUGUUGCUGUUGAUCGCCGCUUGCACAACUCUCGCAGCAAGCUUCCAGGUUUCCAUUCGCAGCACAACCAAUCUUUCGCCGGCAUCAUGGAAGUAUCGAAAGAAGGCGAUCCAGUGCCGGAGUACCAGGACGACGAAGAGCCCGUGUUAUAUCGCUUGGAUAAGGACGAAUUCAGUAACGGCAUGGCGGCUGCUCGGAACAACCUGAUCCAAAUCAUGGACGACAAUAUUUACAAAGCACGAGACCUUCGCUCGCUCAUCGUUGGCGGUCGUGCUCCUAUUUUCACAACCGCACAAAAUGCUUCUCUUCCAGAGUCCUCGCAAAUGUCGAUGAACUCUGACCAGAAAGCGGCCGUGUCCAAGGUCAUGUCAGCCAAGGACUACGCUCUUGUUCUGGGAAUGCCUGGUACCGGCAAGACUACCACUAUCGCACACAUCAUUCGGACACUCGUUGCCAAAGGCAAAAGUGUGCUUCUUACCUCGUAUACGCACACCGCAGUCGACAACAUUCUACUGAAGAUUCGGAACGAUAACAUUGGCGUCUUGCGCAUCGGAGCAGCCGCCAAAAUCCACCCUGACGUCCGCCAGUUUGCUACUUUGGCUGCCGAGACUAAGGAGAGUCUGGAGGAACUCGAGAAAUCUUGGAUGCAGCCACCAGUCGUAGCCACGACUUGCUUGUCUAUCAACCACCCUCUGUUCAACCGACGAAUUUUUGAUUACUGCAUCGUUGAUGAAGCUUCUCAGAUCACGCUUCCCGUUUGCCUAGGGCCCAUUCGUAUGUCGCAGAAGUUUAUCCUGGUCGGAGAUCACUACCAGCUUCCUCCUCUCGUUCAAAACAAGCAGGCAGCCGAAGGUGGUCUUGAUGUAUCGCUGUUCAAGAUGCUCUGCGAGGCGCAUCCUCAGGCUGUUGUGAGUCUCGAGCACCAGUACCGCAUGUGCGCCGAUAUCAUGCUUCUGUCGAACACUUUCAUCUACUCUGGACGCCUCAAAUGUGGAACGUCUGCGAUAGCUUCGCGCCAAAUCACCCUGCCCAAUCCCUCAGGCCUGUCAGCUCAUCAUAACAAGUUACAUCCCUCACGACCAGCUGAAGAGUCCACUUGUGUUGGUCCUGCCUCUGCAAGCUGCUGGCUAUCUCGAACUCUUUCCCCAAGUGCUCCCGUGGUCUUCAUCAAUACCGAUCUGAUCUCCACGCAACUGGAAACACAAGCUGGCUCACGCAUCAACAAUACUCUGGAAGCGCGCCUUGUCACACAUCUUACCCUUUCGCUCCUCUCACUCGGUGUACCUGCUACCGAGAUCGGCGUCAUAGCGCUCUAUCGUAGCCAACUCGCUCUGCUACGACAGUCGCUUUCUUCCGCCCAUACGCAGACUCAGUGCUCAGAACUCGCAGCGGCAGCCACGGGACCCGGCAUCUCAGCUGUAGAGCUCCACACAGCGGACAAAUUCCAAGGCCGCGACAAGGAAGUUGUGCUGGUCUCGUGCGUGCGAAGCAACGACAACGGCGUGGUGGGCGACUUGCUAAAAGACCGCCGUCGAGUCAACGUUGCGCUCACCAGAGCGCGCAGCAAGCUCAUCAUCUUAGGCAGCGAAAAAACACUCUCCGGCAACGAUCUGCUGCGAGACAUUGUCGCGCUCUGCCGGGAGAAAGAUUGGGUGCUCGACAUCACACAGAAUAUGAUAGACGGUCACGCUUUCAACGAAGGCUUCUCGCAGCCCACUGGCAAAACACCGUCGAUGUCUCGCUCGCGCUUUGCGGCUCCGAGUAAGAGCCCGACACCCAGCCCGACUAAGAAGCGGAAGGCUUUGGGUGAUAUUACUGCUAGUGGCGGACAGGUGAACAAGAGACCGCAAAAGAGAAGCCAGCAAACGCCGAAUGGGAGUCCAGAGACGGUUAAGACAGGGAGGAAAACGCCUGCCAAGGUUUUCAAGGCUGGGAAGAGAGGUAUCCUCGACGGGCGACCGUUGCUGCAGAAUAUCUUUAAUGAGGCUAUUUGA
This is a messenger RNA of Didymosphaeria variabile, 5109 nucleotides long. It is a transcript of the gene dna2, whose product is annotated as DNA replication endonuclease-helicase Dna2. The transcript has 5 exons. The record is from RefSeq and is a predicted model, not a curated record. Lineage: Eukaryota; Fungi; Ascomycota; Dothideomycetes; Pleosporales; Didymosphaeriaceae. Gene Ontology annotation, molecular function: 5'-flap endonuclease activity; single-stranded DNA helicase activity. The coding region runs from base 1 to 5109 and encodes 1702 amino acids. Gene Ontology annotation, biological process: replication fork reversal. Gene Ontology annotation, cellular component: cytoplasm.